GGGAGUUUUUAUCUUCAUUCUCGCAUUUUAUGCGUUCAGCAUUUUCCUGACGCCAAAUUUCCCGAGGAGCGUAUGUUGAUGAACAACGUUUGAUCUCUCUUUCUCUGACUAUCAUUCAUCAAGGUUUUUUUUUUCAACGUCAGAAUCACGCUUGGAAUUUCUUCCUGUAUUAGCAUUUUCACUUUUCAUUUUUUUGCUGCGGUAAUCAGUGAAGUCGUCAAAUUGCAUCAUUGAAAGCACUGUUUCUUUCUUCUCCAUUCUAAUCCGACCUUUCUUGCCAGUGGAACAAGCGAAUUUCACACUUCCCAUCGCCGAUAAUUUCCGGACAGGUCCGUAACGGUACUUUGAAAUAAAAUAUUCACCGAAAAAGAAAGUUCCGACCUGUUUGUGAUGCGGAUCAGAACGGGAACUUCGCCUCUCGUCUGUUGAAUAAUCGUCGAACUUCGGGAACCCGUAACACGGGUCGGAUUACCAAUGUGAUUCCGAUUCCUCCUUUUUUUUACCCCCCGCUUUUCGUUUCGUUUCGUUUGUUUGUUUGUUUCGUACUCUUGUGUCGUCACGAACGGAGCGGGAGGUUGGAUCUGUAAUUGCGAAUCGGGCGAGUGCAAAUUCAAAUUCGUGGCACGCGAAGGACGAGUAGCGGUGUUCGCCCGUCUGGGCGAAGGAAAGCAACGCAAGAAGAGGCUCGAGGCGGAGACUUGCAGACGAUCUUGGAUGAAGAUCGCAUUCCGAGCGAGGUGGACGCGGCCAAGUGUCUCAGAGAUGUCUUGAAGGGCCUGUCAUUCCUACAUCGCCACGACCUGGCCCACCUCGACAUCAAGCCUCAAAAUAUUGUGCUGAAUGGCGACUUUCCGAAGUGCGAUGUGAAAUUGUGCGACUUCGGAAUUUCUCGCUUGAUUACGAAUGGCGCCGAGGUCCGGGAAAUAAUGGGAACCCCGGAUUAUGUUGCCCCUGAGGUGCUGAACUACGAGCCCAUCAGCCUGGCGACAGACAUGUGGUCUGUCGGAGUGCUGACCUACGUUUUGUUGACCGGUUGUUCGCCGUUCGGAGGCGAGACCAAGCAGGACACUUUCUGUAACAUCACGAAAGCCAUUGUGGACUUUCCCGAGGACCUCUUUGCUGACAUUUCCGACAACGCCAAGGACUUCAUUCUUCGCCUUCUCAUCAAGAAGCCGAGUGACCGGAUGAAAGUCGACGAGUGCCUCCGUCACCCGUGGCUGAAGUGCGGCAAGCCGGAAAUCCCUCGACCCGACAGCAUCCCGAUCCUGCCCCGACAGGAAAGCUGCCCUGCUUGCGGCAGUGGCAACACGACCCCCGUCAACACCCCAUCCUCAUUCCUCAACGACACCCAGCAGUCCCCGCGUGGUCGUCGCUUGUCCAACCUGCACCCGUCGACCGACAGCCUCGACAGCGACACGUCAGUGGAAACAGUGAAAGCCGCCCACAACGGCACUCGUCGCAUGAUCCCCGACGACGAGGAGGAAGAAGAAGACCUGGACGGAGACCUGAAUGCGUCCAAGCGGUAUUCGGCGUCCACGGAAACCGUCACUUCGUCUUCGUCGUCUUCCAGUAAUUCCAUAGGCAUCAACGGGAACCGAGCGUCCAUGACGACGAGCAUGACGUCACUGCGUUCCCCAUACAGUCGACGGCGAUCGUCGAUGGAGUCGCUCACGCCGCGGUUUUCGGCGUCCAUUCGAAGCAUCCCAGAGUCCAUGAUUCGAGCUUCAGUCGCUGCAACUUCUGCAGAAGUUGAAGAAGAUGCUGGGUUUGAAGCACGGGAAGAAGAAGAAGAAUUACCAAUUGACCAGGAGACGAUUCGGAGGACGGAAAUGGUUGCGUUGUACGGGUCCCGUUCGGCUGAGAACCGGAAGCGUCGCUCGUCACCGGCGACGCGGUUUUCCUUGGGCCACAACACUCGGCUGUUCCCCAUGCUCGGCGAGGACGACGUCGAUUCUCCCGACGAUAGUGUGCCAUGCAAGAACGAGAAUGUGCCAUCAUCCCCAUUGAAGAGCGACGACGACCAAGUGCCGACCCAUGGCCGGUGUUUCCUCACCGCAGGCGAAGACACUCGGCGAGCAUUCUCCGUUCCGGCGGCCUUUGAUCCGCCGGACUCGGAGCCUGGCCUCCUGCCGACGCGUCUCAUGAUGACCGCCGCCACCACCACCACCACCACCGACGCCCACAACCACAGUCAAAGCUGUUGCGACGACCUUUCCGACUCGCGCGGAAGCGUCAACGUCACCAACGGCGGGUCCCAACAACGCCAUCAUCACCCUCACUACCACCACCUCCUCCAUUUCCAACAGCAACAAUUCCACGCCAACAACCGCCAGCCGCAGUUCCCGGCGCCGCCGCCGAAAGAAUCCAGCCCUCGGCUCAGCCGCCUCUCGUCCGAGACGUCUUCCGAACGUUCCAGCGGCGUUUUCAGCGACUACAGCGAGCUCAGCAGCGACUCGAGCAGCGACAGAUCCAGUGUGAUGAGCUGGGAAGAAGCCGCCGACGCCGGCAGUAAUCACAUGGGCGGCUGCUCCGCCGUCGGGGCGCCUCGGUUCCAGAAUGCGCUAGAAGAGCGCUUUUUUGAGCUUAACCUCUGGGAGACGGUGUGGGACGAAGUGGCCCUGCGGAACCGUCGCGGGACAUGUCCCGGCCGUCGCGGCAGUGCAGAUGCGCACAAACCCUGGGAAAAGGUGUGCAGUGGGAUCGUGGCUCGGGCACAGGCACAAAUCGCGACCAAGUCGACGCGAAAGGCGCCCACGAGUGCCGCCAACAACUCGAGUGCCAAUUGCCGAAGUCUGGGCCGCAGUCUGGGCCACACCGUGAGUCGCUCUAUCACUCGGCUCCACGAAAAGGGCCAGAUGGUAGGGCCGUUGCCAACGACGACGACGUCGACAGGGUCACAAGACGCUGUUGUUCAAAAGGCAUCGCCGAAAAAGCCGACGCGGGCGCCGCCGAUGCCGCCUGUCGCCGUUGUUGUUGUUGGGACCCCGUGCGUGCGGAAGUUAUCUGCGGCGUUUGAUAAUUCCAGCAAAGUUGCACACGCUAGGUGAAGCGAAGUUGAUUGAAAUCGGAGAAAAACGAACUGAAUUCAAGGCUCAUGCAAAAGGAGUAUUUUUUUUUUCUUUGUUUGAUGUCGCAUUUUUUGGAGGAGGAGGAGGAGGAGGGGAAUGAAAAGAGCAUUAAAAAUUCCGUCGUUCCUUUUCAAACCGAUGCAGGAGCGAAUGUGAGAAAAUGUGUGGCUGAACCACGCAGUUGAAGAAGCUUAACGAUGAAAAUUCAGUGAAGAUGUCCGGAUGAACGAUUUUCUUUCCCUUCGAAUCGAAAGACGGUGAAACAUUUUUUUUUUUUCUCGUGUGGAAUAUUUAUUGUGGGGUUUUCGUUUUUUCUUGUGUCAGAAAACGACUUCAAAUUCUUGUCCUCUUUCUUAUUUUUUGGCGAUGAUAUUGAAAGAAGUAUUCCGUGAGAUUUUUUCGUCGUGAUUCCGUUUUUUUCUCUUGCCUUUCGGAUGCUAGAUGGCCGAAUCUGCUUUUCUCCGGGUUGAGAAGCAGGUCCCUUUUUUGGCGCAUAUAUCUUUGGAGCAUCUGUGAUCGAGCUUAGAGAUCGAAUGUGUCGCGGAUUUUCGUCUCUUGAGUUCAUUGAAAAUUCAGCAUUCAUUCGAAAAAUAUUUUCUGCGAAAAGACAGAAGAGAGAGAGAGAAAGAAAGAAAGAGAUAGAAAGCAACAUUGUCGUUCGGCUUUUUUGCUUCACCGUGUCUAAAAGGGGUAUUUUUCCGCGAUUUUCGCUCCGUCUUUAUUUUUCGGCAAAAAGUUAAGAGCCCUUUCGAAAGUUGCUUCCGAGAUGUUUCUAGUCAAGAUUUUUUGCCAAAGUUUUAUUUAUUCUCGUUCACGAUGCGAUUUAUUUUGCUCCUCGCGGUCUUUUAUUUUCUGUCGGUCUUCGAUUGAAUAGGUAACGAGUGGUAUAGUUUGUUUCGUGCUUGCCGACGUGCCUGACGAAUGAUUUUUCUUUUCUGCGGAAAGCGGAAGUAAGUGAGUGAGCUUGUAAGGGACCGGCAUUUUUUGGCGUCGCUCUUUGAAUUAAAUGCGAGGCACGAAUAUUUUUGUUUUCCUCACAAGUAAUUAUGUGUGUGGUAGGGCGAAGUGUGACGCUGUCUUUUUUUUUUUUUUUUCGUCAGACUCGAUUUUGUCCAUUUUUAACAAGUGAGUUGAACGUUUUUUAAGGCCUCUCUAUUUUGAACAUGAUGGAAGCGAAGCGUGCAGAAGGAAGGGAAUGUAAUUCCGAAUUUUGUGUAUCGGGUGCUUAGCGGAUAUUCCUAUUUUGACGUGAUUUUUUGUUUCUGAUAGUUCCUCGUUUUUUCUUGAUUCAUGGCUAUUUCCGACUUUGCGUGAUGCUUCGAGGAUGGAGAGGAUGAAUUUAUUACAUUCCUCUUCUAUUUUCUCAACUGAUUACCGUGGCUGAAAUCUGAAGCGAUUUCCGUCUUCGCACGUCGAGUAUGACAUGAUUUCUGCGCACGCGAAAUUCUGCUUUUACAAAUCAUGUCUUGUUCUGCAGUUGCUUGACGAUUAAAAAUGAUUUGAGUGGGA
Molecule: messenger RNA, 4577 nt
Organism: Notodromas monacha
Lineage: Eukaryota; Metazoa; Arthropoda; Ostracoda; Podocopida; Cyprididae
Source: the annotation of a GenBank genome assembly